GUACAUCAUCUUCUCCGGACGCAUCUCUCCCUCUCCCAUCGGCCAUCGCCAUUUCUUCCUCCUCAACCUCCCCCCGCCCCCGGCACACCUCCCUUUUCCUCCUCCUCCACCGCCAUUUUUAUACUACUAUUUAGUGCACACCUCCCGCCCGCUACAGUUCGUACCACUCUUUCUUCUUCUUCUUCUUGUGUUACGGCACCACAACCACAACCCCCAUCCAUCUCUCUCUCUCUCCAUCUCCAUCUCCAUGCCAGCCUAGCCUAGCUACCCAAAGGCCAAAGCCACUACUUAUCUCACUCCCACUCCUCGCACUACCUUCUUCUUCCUCCUCCCCCCUUUUCCUCGCCGCUUCCACCCCUUUCUUUCCAGGUGUACUCGCCGGUAGCGGCUGCUGCUCAACCUCUUCAUGCGUGCACUGCUCAUGGCUCCGCGGCCUCACUCCCACAGCACCACCCGCCUAACAACCCACCACUGACCACCAAACAAUCCUGCUCAAUUCCCCUCUGCGGCGCCAUGCAGCAGCCGCCCGACAUGCCGCCCUUCUCCCCGGCCGGCUGGCGCGGGCCCGCCGGGGCGCCCUCGCCCAUCAGCAGCCGCCCGCCCGCGCCGACUCCUGCUCCUGCGCCAGGACAGCAGCACCAGCAGCAUCAGAUGGACGAGCAGCACGGGGCCGCGGUCAGCGGGUCGGGGUCCGGGAGCGUGGACGGCGGCGAGGAGGGCGAGCGCGGCGGGUCCUCGUCGGCAGCGCCGGGCGGCAACCGUUGGCCUCGCCAAGAGACGCUGGCGCUGCUCAAGAUCCGGUCCGAGAUGGACGCCGCCUUCCGGGAGGCCGCCCUCAAGGGCCCGCUCUGGGAGGAAGUUUCCAGGAGGCUGGCGGAGAUGGGCCACACGAGGAGCGCCAAGAAGUGCCGCGAGAAAUUCGAGAACGUCGACAAGUACUACCGCCGCACCAAGGACGGCCGCACCGGCCGCGGCGACGGCAAGACCUACCGCUUCUUCACCGAGCUCGAGGCGCUCCACGGCGCGCACCAACCGCCGCCUGCUGCUCCCGUCUCCGCCACCAUCGUCACCUACUCCGCCGUGCCCACCGCGCCGCCGCGCGUCCUGCAGGCUGCAGAGCCGUCUCCGCCGCCUCUAUUCCUCACGCAUCAGCCGGUGCCUACGGAAUCGCCUGCAUGCCUGACGACGACGGCGCCGGUGGGCGACGCGAGCUUCUCGGACUCUGACGGCGAGGACACGGACGAGACCGCCGACGGCGGCAAGCGCAAGCGAAGGGGCGGCAGCUGGGGCCAUGGCGGCAAGGCCAUGAGGUUCUUCGAGGGGCUGAUGCGGCAGGUCAUGGAGCGGCAGGAGGCCAUGCAGAGCCGCCUCCUCGAGGCCAUCGAGCGGCGCGACCAGGACCGCAUGAUCCGCGAGGAGGCCUGGCGGAGGCAGGAGGUGGCCCGCCUCGCCCGCGAGCAGGACGCGCUCGCGCAGGAGCGCGCCGUGGCCGCCUCACGCGACGCCGCCGUCGUGUCCUUCAUCCAGAGGAUCACCGGGCAGAUCGUCCCCGUGCAGGCGCCAUCAUCCUUCCCCGCAAAGCCGGCAGCCACCGUCACCUCUGUCAAACCGCCGCCGCUGCAGCCGACGCCCGUCGCCUCCGCUGCACCUGCGCCGGCCCCUCCAACGCCACGGCCGCCGGUUCAGGCGCAGCCUAACGUGACUACACCAAUGAGAACACAACCGCAGACGCCGCAGCCACAGCAACACGUAACGCCGACGGCGACGCCAGAGCCACAGCCACAGACGCCGCAGCAGCAGCCACACCACCAACAGAGCAAGGAGAUCGUCGUCCACGCGCCGGAGCAGCCGCCGGUGGACAUGGCAGGCGGGGCGUCGCCGUCGAGGUGGCCCAAGGCGGAGGUGCACGCGCUGAUCCAGCUGCGGACGGAGAUGGAGGCGCGGUACCAGGACACGGCGCCCAAGGGCCCGCUGUGGGAGGACAUCUCGGUGGGGAUGCGGCGGCUGGGAUACAACCGGAGCUCCAAGCGCUGCAAGGAGAAGUGGGAGAACAUCAACAAGUACUUCAAGAAGGUAAAGGAAAGCAGCCGGAAGCGCCCCGAGGACUCCAAGACGUGCCCCUACUUCCACCAGCUCGACGCGCUCUACCGCACCAAGGCGCUCGCAGUCGGAUCCUCCUCCUCCUCCUCCUCCGGCGUCCACGCGCCGGCGCUGCAGGCACCGGCGCCGUCCUCGGCUCGCGCCGAGCCUGCCGCGGUCACCGUGCUCGCGCCGGUGCCGCUGUCGUCCCAGACGCCGUCACCUGCGGCGCAGCACGUCGAGCACGCUGCCAAGAACUUGAUCAGCAACGGUAACGGCCAUGGCAACGGCGCUGCCAUGCAAGUGAAGGCGAGCAACGGCGCCCCGCCUACCGUGGCUAUGUUCCCCAGCUCUGCCCAAGCCGCCGGCAACGGCGCCAACAGCGGCACGGCGACGAACAAACUGGAGCUGAAGCAAGAAGGCGUCGCCAAGGAGACGGCACCGGUGGUGCAGCCGGCCGUGGCCAUGAAUCACAGCUACGGCCGCAACGACAGAAGGGACGUCUACGACCUGGACAGCGACAGCAUGGACGAGGACGACGAGGACGACUUCGACGACGAUGACGAUGAGGAAGACGACGACGUCCCCGGCGGCCGCAACAUCAACAUGCCGCCGGUGCUGCAUCAGUACGACGCCCACUUCCUCCAAAGGCAGCAUCAGCAUCAGCAGCAGCAGCAACAGAACCACAACCACAACCACAACGUAGUCAGGCCCAACGCGGCGAACGGCAGCGGCAACCCGCCGGCGGGCAACGCCACACCAACAUCGGCGGCGGGGGCGACAAACGGGGCGCCAUUCCUGGCCAUGGUCCAGUGACGAUGGAUCGAGCAAGACGACGCUAGCGCUACAAACCAAGAAGGCCCAGGUGGUACCGAUCUCGAUCUCUCACUCAUGUGCCCAUACGGAUCCACAUUUGCACAUGCCCACUUGAUGAUGGAUUGAUACCCCCUGCCUGCCGCUGCGUGCUAGGUAAAAAACCCAGACCUGAAAACCCUACUACACAGAAUUUACUUCUGCUCCUUCCAAUCCAACAACCCUAAAUUAUUUCCAUUAUUGUUUAUUACUAUUAUUCCUGGUGCACAUACAUAUAUAUAUAUGGGCGGCGUAUACAUGAUGUACAUGUCACAUAUCUUCACCACACUGUACGUAGAUGCAUGGUAAAUUAAACGGCGUGGGGAUUUCCUUUUUUUUUCCACUUUACUUUGAGGAUACUUCUGGAGCUACCAUUUUUGUCUAAAAGAAGUUACUGUCCCGUAUGUGUCAUGUAAGAAUUUUUGUGCUCUUGUUAAAUGUUAAUGACUGUCCGGAACUUUUACACUUGGUAAA
This is a messenger RNA of Hordeum vulgare subsp. vulgare (domesticated barley), 3405 nucleotides long. Its product is annotated as trihelix transcription factor GTL1-like. The record is from RefSeq and is a predicted model, not a curated record. NCBI's taxonomy places the organism in Eukaryota, Viridiplantae, Streptophyta, Magnoliopsida, Poales, Poaceae. The coding region runs from base 514 to 2895 and encodes 793 amino acids. The transcript has 3 exons.